Hypoxylon trugodes is the source of this 1095-nucleotide messenger RNA. RefSeq names its product cytochrome b5. The coding region runs from base 174 to 1007 and encodes 277 amino acids. NCBI's taxonomy places the organism in Eukaryota, Fungi, Ascomycota, Sordariomycetes, Xylariales, Hypoxylaceae. Gene Ontology annotation, cellular component: endomembrane system; membrane. The record is from RefSeq and is a predicted model, not a curated record. The transcript is spliced from 2 exons.
CACAAGGCCACAUUGCUUCGCCUACUCCCUUGCCUAGCCUUGUCUUAAUUAACUUAAGUAUUCGUUCGUAUAAUAAAAUAACACUUUUAUAAAAACUGUUUGCUCUAAAUACUAUAUCCUCGAGUGAAAUUAGUCAAUUGAAAGGGGAAUCGAAGACCAAUAGAAACCCAAUCAUGGCAGAAGUCCGCCAACGCAGGGGCAAAGGCCCCGUCAAGACCGCCGUCGUCGAAGACUUAGGAACAGCAUCAGAAUCCGAAGUACGCGAAGAACAAAAAAAAGCAAAGUCCAAGUCCAAAUCCAGACCAAAGCGCAAGGGCGCCAGCGAGCUCAUCGACGACGACGAGUCCUAUAGCCCGUGGCUAGACAUCCUACGAGUCCUCUCAUUCCUAGUUGUCGCCUCAUGCGGUCUCAGCUAUCUCGUCUCGGGCGGCGAGUCCUUUACUUGGAAUCUGCGUGCACCGCCUAAGUACUUGCAGGUGGAUUGGUGGAAAGCUCAACUGAAAGGACCAAUCUACCUAACCCCAACUGAACUAUCCCAAUACGACGGCACCGACGAGUCCAAACCCAUCUACCUCGCCAUAAACGGCAGCAUCUACGACGUAUCCAGCAACCGGCGGACCUACGGCCCCGGGGGUUCCUACCGCUUCUUCGCCGGCGCCGACGCAGCACGAUCCUACGUAUCCGGCUGCUUCGCCGAAGACCGAACGCCCGAUCUCCGCGGUCUCGAAGAUAUGUUCCUACCCCUAGACGAUCCCUCAAUCGACUCUUUAUACCCCGCAGCCGAGUUAGCUGCGUUGAAGAAGAAAGAAUUAGAGGAGGCACAGGAGAAAGUACACGAGGCGUUAUUACACUGGGUACGGUUCUUCGAGAACAGUCCCAAGUACCCGAAGAUUGGGUAUGUGAAGAGGGAGAAGAACUGGCUGGAUAAGGAGCCGCGGAAGAAGCUUUGCGACACCGCGGCUAAGGGGAGGAAGCCCAGAAAAGCGCCUGGUGAGGAGGAGUCGUGAGUUUAAAAGGUGACGGGAACGUAUAUAUACCUACCUAGAAGAUUGUAAGAUAUCCUAGAAAAAAGAGGGAGAGAAAAGGAGCGAUAAA